AUGGGCUUUGCAGGCGCAUUCCGUUACCGUGUCCUCGUCGGGAUGAAGGGCAUCCCCUCCCAUGCAAGGUCUGCGGCGACGGCGCAUGCCAUCUUGGGUUCCGCCAGUGCCAAGAUGGAUAUUGCCAACCCCGACGCUCUGGUCGAUCCGGACGACGAGCGCGAACUUUUCGUGGCAGCCUGGUGUGCUCAUCAUGAUCUUGUGCUAGAUGAGAUGAUUAUGGCGGUGCCGGAGCCGGAGGAGGAGCACGACGGUAGCUCACCGUUGUACCUCAGGCCCCAUGAAAUCAUCCACGACAAGGUCCCAGCUCUCAGAUACCUUGUUCGCCUGCGGAUCAUCGAGUUUCAGGAUUGGCAUACCCCGCCAACGUCGUCGGAUGAGUGGAUGGGUGCCGAUGACAGUGAUGACAGUGGUGAUAGUAAUUUUAACGGCUACCAUCCAGGGGCGGCGGCGACACAAGGCCGCGGACAACCAGGUUCGGCGACGCCGCUGAGCCGCGGCUUGGGCCUGGGUCGCGGUCGGCCUUUCGGGCGCGUUAGUCGAGGCCGUCAGUUAUCGUUGGUGAUUUGA
Molecule: messenger RNA, 570 nt
Organism: Miscanthus lutarioriparius
Lineage: Eukaryota; Viridiplantae; Streptophyta; Magnoliopsida; Poales; Poaceae
Source: the annotation of a GenBank genome assembly